UUGAUGGUAUCUAGUGUUCAAAGGCUGAAGCUUGAUUAACAUCUGCUUGGACAAAUUGUCAUUGUGAAGUGGUUUUGAUGUGCAUUGAAGAUUAUUUCUUUCUGGCUUAUCUGAUGUUGUGGCUGUGAAAUGCUUGUCUUGGGUUUGCUUAUUUUUGUAAACUACUUCCUUUGGCUGUAAAUUGCAGAGCACUGGAGCUUUACCAAAAGUGCAGUGUAUAAUGGUAAGCUUGUCCUAAUAAGGGAAGCAAGAAGUGUAUUUAUCACAGACAUGAAAGCUAACCGAGGACUUGAGAGACUCAAACUGGUGCUUUUGUCUCUCUCUCUCUCUCUCUGUCUUUCUCUCUCUCACACACACACACUCUCACACACACACACGCACACACACACACAUAUACACACAAAAAUGAAGCACUUACUUUAGAAAGAUUAUGGUAAGCAUGCUGGCUCAGUCUUGAACCUUUGUCACCCCUCACGUUGCACACCAAAGACAUACCCUAGUGAUUAAAUGCUGAUUUUGUGUACGAUUGUCCACGGACGCCAAAACAAUCACAGAGCUGCUUGAUUUGUUUUAAUUACCAGCACAAAAUGCCAUCAGUCUGGGACGUGAUCGGGCAGAGGUGUACUCACAGUAGUGUAAAUACUGCUGUAAAUAGUUGCCUGAUGGUGGCUUUGACAGUGAGCUAGCUUCUGAGUUUUCCCUUCUUUUUAUACUGUUUUCCGCGCUGGCUUUUUUGACUCUUCCUAAUUUUUCAUCUCUUUAACAAACUCCUAUGAAGUUGAAACCGGGAAGUUUGCUCUAACAUUUCCAGAGAAGGUAUUAAGUCAUGAUGCAGGAAUCUGCGACAGAGACAAUAAGCAACAGUUCAAUGAAUCAAAAUGGAAUGAGCACUCUAAGCAGCCAAUUAGAUGCUGGCAGCAGAGAUGGAAGAUCAAGUGGUGACACCAGCUCUGAAGUAAGCACAGUAGAACUGCUGCAUCUGCAACAACAGCAGGCUCUCCAGGCAGCAAGACAACUUCUUUUACAGCAGCAAACAAGUGGAUUGAAAUCUCCUAAGAGCAGUGAUAAACAGAGACCACUGCAGCCAUGAGACAGACUUGUGGUUCUUCAACAGCUGUGCAGAGCAGAGACGUAAAUUUAAGGUAAAUGCCAUUGCUUUGCUAUCUUAGAUGAAUAUUAGUUUUUAGCAUUGUAAUCACUUCCUUCAUUGUAGGUUAAUAUAUAAUAUAAAGUUCUCCUUUCUAAUAGGUAAUUGAAUUCUAAAAUUUUUAUAAUUCUGUCUUAAGAAGUUCAAGAAUGGAAUAGUAAAAAGCAAAAGAGAAUUAAACUUGGGGGUCUUAUUCUGACUCUGCCACAAAUAGUUAUAUAAGUUUGAGGAAGUUGCUGAACAUCUUUAAAAUAAAGACAUUGGGCUAACUGAUGAACAAGAUCUUAAAUUCCAUGGUUAAAUAUUUAUUUUGUUUUCAUUUUGAAGUAAGUGAAAGGUAUCUUAAUUUUUCAGGAUUAAAUGUAUCUUGUUGGAUAUUGCCUUAUGAAGUAAGGGUUAUGUUUUUUUUGCCUGGUUUUUGUUACAAAGCAUUUGUUUAUUAACAUGCCACAUCCAGAAACAGUGCCUUGGAAACAAAGAAUUAAAUCCCACAUGUAUGAAAACCAUUGUGCAAAUACAAUUCUGUGUAUCUGAGGAAGCUUUGUUUUGUUUAAUGCCUUGAAAUAUUAUAAAUUGCAUUUAUGAGAAAUAUAAGCUACAUAAAAAUUAUUUAACCAAUGUAUUUAAUAAUCUACAUUGAACUAUGUUUUGAUAUAAUGCAACUUAACAUUAUUUUUACUUUACUAUUUCAUUCCAAAUUGUUAAAAAUAACAAAAGCUGACAAAACCAGAAAUUCUAUAGUAAACUAAUUAACAAUACUGAAAUUUCAUAUUCUAUGUAAAAAAUCAAGAAUAAGGUAUAAAACUUUAUAAUUUGUAAAAUAUUCUGGAGGAAAAUACUAACUUAUAUGGGAUAUAGAAUCAGGCAUUACAGAAUGUCUUUUAGGAAAUUAUAAAAUUUUAUUUAUGUAGCUAUAAAGAAUGAAAUUGAGUAUUUCUUUUUCAGUAUUACUUUUAAAUAUAAUGUAAAAGAAAUGGAGAGAAGCUAAACCACAUUUUGUUCCAAAUAAAAGCAGCAUUGCCAGAAAAAUUGAGAUAUAGGUUUAAAUAGAGCAAUCUAUUGUGAUGCCCGAAAUUUAGAAAUAAGUUUUUAAAGAUAUUCUUUACUAUUUAUAUUUUCUGUAUAUUGAAAAAUGAGCAGGAGGUCUAAUACAUUAUUUCUUGAUCAUAAUAAACGUAUUUAAUUCAAAUAUUGUUUUAAAGAACAGACUAUGUCUUGUGUGGCUCUUAUUUUCCCAUUCCAGUGAAGAACAUUUCUUAAAAGGCAGCAUGAAAUAGGCAAAUUUAAAAGAAUGUUAUAGAAUACAAUUUUUGUUAAACUAUGAUGGUAUUUCUAUCCAUGACCAGCUGCUCAAGGCUGACACCCUGUGGAGGAGGGUCUGGGACAUUGAGCUCAUUACUACUGAGCAUGCUUGUGUGGAAAACUUACCGUAUGAUAUACUCUUGGCAUACAGAAGAAAGAAUGACGUGUUUUAGAUCGGAAGCCUGCCUUUGCCAUUAAUAGGGCUUUGGAUAGAAUAACUUGAUCUCUUUGGAGCCUGUUUCCUCAUCCCUAAAACAGGAAUAAGGAUACCCAAACUUUCAAGAUUGCUAUGAAGACCAAAAAGUAUAUUAUGUAAAGUAUUUAGCAUAAAUCCUUGGAUAAGGAGUUAAUAAAUAAUUACCAUUAUGCUAGCCUCCAGGAAAUUGGUAUUUAAUUCAAGGUUAUGAUAUAUAUUCUGUAUCAUAGCAUUUGGCUGUAAUUUUUUACUAUUCCCAGCUAUUUCAAUGAUUUGAAGUAUACCCUUGUUGUAACUGUGUGUUUUAAGGAAUACUAGAGUGUUUUCCCCUGCUAUAGGCUCCGACCACAUAUAUACUUCACACUCGCCACACAUAAACUUGUAUUUUAAUGUUUAUCUUCUCUAUUAAACUGUAAGCUAUAUGACAGCAGGAAUCAUGAAUUCUCUACUCUUCUCUAGUGCCUAGCACAGUGCUUGGUGAAUAAUAAAGCUCAAAAAAUAAACUUAUUGAAACAAUGAAUAAGGAGGAGAUUGUGCUGAGUGGAGCAGAGGAGGAAGGUUGGAGGAGGGAAAAAAAUUCAUUCAUUC
Molecule: messenger RNA, 3233 nt
Organism: Cercocebus atys (sooty mangabey)
Lineage: Eukaryota; Metazoa; Chordata; Mammalia; Primates; Cercopithecidae
Product: forkhead box protein P2-like
Exons: 4
Coding region: 827-1090 (87 amino acids)
Biological process (GO): regulation of transcription by RNA polymerase II
Cellular component (GO): nucleus
Molecular function (GO): RNA polymerase II cis-regulatory region sequence-specific DNA binding; DNA-binding transcription repressor activity, RNA polymerase II-specific
Source: RefSeq, a predicted model, not a curated record